AUGGGAAACAAUGGAAGCCGGGUGACGGCCCAAGAUAAGGCCAUCCUGGACCUCAAGAUCCAGCGCGACAAGCUGCACCAAUACCAACGGCGCAUCACCGUGCUGACGAGCCGCGAGACGGAUGCCGCCCGCGCGAUGCUGGCACGCGGUGACAAGCAGCGCGCGCUGCUGGCCCUGCGGCGAAAGAAGUACCAGGAGUCGCUGCUGGCCAAGACGGACGCGCAGCUCGAACAGCUCGAGAAGCUGACGUCCAAUGUCGAGUUUGCGCUCAUCCAAAAGGACGUGGUCUUUGGCCUGCAGCAGGGCACCAAGGUGCUGCAGGAGAUUCACAAGGAGAUGGGCGGUCUUGCGCACGUGGAGAAGCUCAUGGGCGACACGGCCGACGCGAUUGCCUACCAGAAUGCAAGUGGAGGGCUGCCCAUGUUUCGCAUUGCCAUCGAAGUCAGCGAGAUGCUGGGCGGCAGCAUGUCCAAUGCCGACGAAGACGAGGUGGAAGACGAGCUGGCGGCGCUGGAGGCCGAGAUGGCGCCCACACGGCCGGCAGCCCAGGUCGUGCUUCCCAACGCACCAGACACACAGCCGGUGGUGGCACAGGACCCGAUCGUGGCUGACGAGAACGCCGGCCCAGAAGAGCCGCAGACGGAGCGGCGACAGCUGGUGCCAGCGUGA
Sporothrix brasiliensis 5110 is the source of this 669-nucleotide messenger RNA. Its product is annotated as charged multivesicular body protein 6. Gene Ontology annotation, biological process: late endosome to vacuole transport via multivesicular body sorting pathway; vesicle budding from membrane. Gene Ontology annotation, cellular component: ESCRT III complex; multivesicular body. The record is from RefSeq and is a predicted model, not a curated record. The transcript is spliced from 3 exons. NCBI's taxonomy places the organism in Eukaryota, Fungi, Ascomycota, Sordariomycetes, Ophiostomatales, Ophiostomataceae. The coding region runs from base 1 to 669 and encodes 222 amino acids.